AUGAGUUUUUACACUGUUGUAUUCACAUUUUUGGCUGUUUCUGCCAUUUCUGCUAUCUUCUGGAGAUUUGCCCCGCAAGAAAAUAGAACAGUUUGGAGAAGUACCGUUAUUCUUUCACUAGCCAUGAUGUUCUUAAUGUGGGCUAUUACAUACUUGGCUCAAUUACAUCCAUUAGUUGUACCACGUCGUUCAGAUUUGAGACCUGAAUUUGCAGAUUAA
Molecule: messenger RNA, 219 nt
Organism: Henningerozyma blattae CBS 6284
Lineage: Eukaryota; Fungi; Ascomycota; Saccharomycetes; Saccharomycetales; Saccharomycetaceae
Gene: VMA9
Product: H(+)-transporting V0 sector ATPase subunit e
Exons: 3
Coding region: 1-219 (72 amino acids)
Biological process (GO): vacuolar acidification; proton transmembrane transport
Cellular component (GO): vacuolar proton-transporting V-type ATPase, V0 domain
Molecular function (GO): proton-transporting ATPase activity, rotational mechanism
Source: RefSeq, a predicted model, not a curated record